AGUUUGACGCUAGCGAAAACGAGGCUGAAGUUAAAAUCAGCUGAUAGAGGCAACAGCCAAGCUUUGCUGAAGCCAGCGAGAGCAGAAGAGCCAUCUUCCCGACCAGGGAGAGUGGAAGAGUGGGGGACUGUUGAGACAAUUUGGAGGGACCCCGGUGUCGUUCGAAGGCUCGAAGACACAACGUGGGAACGGUAGGACUACCGGUGUCAGUAGGGAAGAAGGGUCUUUUUUUUUUCAGUAUUCGGACUCGGAGUCAUCGGGAACCAGUGGGGCUCGAGCGAAGAAGCUUUUAAAAAAAUAUAAAUACAAAGGCAAAUAAAUUCGAGUCAAGUCUAUUAGCUAAUAGAGUAGAUGUGCAAUCCAACAAAUAUAAAACUAACCGUGCACCACUUACCGAAGACCGUUGCUCGAAAAUAGUAUGUAUUCAGUCAAGUUUGACGGAUGUGUAGGUCUUUAAAGGUGUCAAGGUAAACAAACACCAAAGCCCCUGUUGGAGCGGGUGCUGCUUUAGCUAGCUAGCUAGCUAGGGCUUUGAGACAUGGAUUAGGACCAAGGGUAUCCUGCCAGAGACAGUGUUUGAAAGAAUAUUAGCCAAUUUUUACGAUGUUGGCCACAAAUUAGAACUCCUAGCUACUACAAUUGUGAAUAAUGACAAUCGAGACUCUUGUAUUUUUUAGAUGUUAGCUAGCUGAUUUAGCAACCUAUUCUUGUUGGCCAGUGUUCGCUUACUACUGUAGUUAGCUGGCUAGUUAGCAUUAGCAGAUAGUUUAGCUAGUUGGCAGUUUAGCUAGUUGGCUAAUGCUAGCUAUUAGCAAGCUAUCAGCUCCUCACUCACUACUCAAGCUUGUCUGUCAAAGAAAGCUACCGUCUCUCAUUCUAUCUGGAUUUCACUUGUUAUUUUAUUCACGUUCUAUCCACAGGGGAAAUGAAAUAGGCCUGCUAGGUUGUAUUGCUUGCAAGCUUUUGGAACAUUAUGUUCGGUUGUCUCGAGAAGGGCAGUGUGUAGCACAGCUGAUUCAUCGAGGUUGGAAAUGGAGGAAAACAAGUUACGUUUAUGUAGAUUUAAUUUUAAAGUAAAGUACAAUAGCUGACGUCAAUAUUUAUUUGGACAAGUUGGGUUAAUCGUAGCCAAUGUAGAAAGUGUUAAAUUAAAAUUAGUUAGAUAAGAACCCUAUCAAUAUGUGUCUAUGGGCGACUUGUAAGUGAGUGGGGGUCGUCUCCCUCGAAGUACUGUCCACUCAACUAGACAGUCAAGCAGAAACAGUCCAACUUGAAACUGUGUGGUGGUAGUGGACAGAAACUAAAUUGUUACCGGACUAGGAUCAACUUUCUCAGACGACAUGGAUAUACGGUGUCUCAGAUAAGUUAUCACCCUAAAUGGCAAGGCCUUGGUAAGAAAGAUGAGGAAAAAGGUCAGUGAGUGACCUAGUUGUGCCUCUCUUUUCCAGAUAUACUGAAUACUAAUGUGGUACAAUUUGUGACAAAGUAUUUUUCCCCCUACUGUUUAGAAUGGAUAUUAUUGUUUUAUUGUGUAGCUCGCCAGCAAGACUACAGUGAGCUCUCAGCAGUGUUUUGGUUGUGUUGCGCUCACCCCUCCCCCAACUUUUACUGGAGACUUGUGGAAGUGUUCUUUCCUUCUGCUGCCUGUCAGUGGUGGGCCACUCUCACCCUUUUUAUUUUUUUUAAUCCUUUGAUGGAAGGCCUUGGCUAUUGUACAGUCCACUUGAAUCCUGUGUUAUAUAGUCUACAGUGGAUGUAAUGGAACUAAUGUUCGCCGAGUGGGAAGACGGAGAAAGGUUCUCCUUCGAAGAUUCUGACCGGUUCGAGGAGGACUCGCUCUGCUCCUUCAUAUCAGAAGCUGAGAGUCUGUGUCAGAACUGGAGGGGAUGGAGAAAACAGUCUGGUGGACCAAAUUCUCCUACAGUUAAGAUUAAAGAUGGUCAGGUCAUCCCUCUGGUGGAGCUUUCAGCCAAGCAGGUGGCAUUCCAUAUCCCGUUUGAGGUGGUGGAGAAGGUCUAUCCUCCUGUCCCUGAGCAGCUGCAGCUACGCAUCGCCUACUGGAGCUUCCCUGAGAACGAGGAGGACAUCCGGCUGUACUCGUGUCUGGCCAACGGCAGCCCAGAUGAGUUCCAGCGAGGGGAGCAGCUGUACCGGAUGAGGGCUGUUAAAGACCCUCUGCAGAUAGGUUUCCACCUCAGUGCCACUGUGGUAUCGCCCCAGACUGGCCAAUCAAAAGGGGCAUACAAUGUGGCUGUCAUGUUUGAUCGCUGCCGCAUUACCUCCUGCAGUUGCACCUGCGGGGCUGGGGCCAAGUGGUGCGCCCACGUGGUGGCCCUCUGCCUCUUCAGGAUCCACAACGCGUCUGCAGUGUGCCUGCGAGCCCCCGUUUCAGAGUCCCUGUCCCGGCUGCAGAGGGACCAGCUGCAGAAGUUUGCCCAGUACCUAAUCAGCGAGCUUCCCCAACAGAUUUUGCCCACAGCCCAGAGGCUCCUGGAUGAGCUCCUGUCCUCCCAGUCCACAGCCAUCAACACAGUGUGUGGGGCUCCAGACCCCACUGCUGGCCCCUCGGCCUCUGACCAGAGCACUUGGUAUCUAGAUGAGUCCACGCUCAGUGACAACAUCAAGAAGACGCUGCACAAGUUCUGUGGCCCCUCUCCUGUGGUCUUCAGUGACGUCAACUCCAUGUACCUGUCAUCCACGGAGCCACCGGCUGCGGCAGAGUGGGCAUGUCUGCUGAGACCUCUGAGGGGGCGGGAGCCUGAGGGGAUCUGGAACCUCCUGUCUAUCGUCAGGGAGAUGUUCAAGAGGAGGGACAGCAACGCUGCACCUCUACUAGAGAUCCUCACUGAGCAGUGUCUCACUUAUGAACAGAUUAUUGGCUGGUGGUACAGCGUGCGUACGUCGGCGUCCCACAGCAGUGCCAGCGGGCACACGGGGCGCAGUAACGGGCAGUCGGAGGUGGCAGCCCACGCCUGCGCCAGCAUGUGUGAUGACAUGGUGGUUCUGUGGAGGCUGGCUGUGCUAGACCCUACCAUGAGCCCUCAGAGGCGUUUGGAGCUGGCCUCCCAGCUCAAGCAGUGGCAUCUGAAAGUGAUUGAGAUUGUGAAGCGAGGGCAACAUCGCAAGUCCCUGGACAAACUGUUCCAGGGCUUCAAGCCAGCCGUGGAGUCCUGCUACUUUAACUGGGAGGUGGCCUACCCACUGCCAGGCAUCACCUACUGCAGUGCUGACAAGAAGAGCGCCUCCUUCUGCUGGGCCAGGGCAGUGCAGCAGCAGAGAGGGGCCAAGGCUGGCCUGGCUGGAGACACCUCUGAACUUGGAGGAGGAGGAGGGAGAUCUGGCAGCUCUGAGGGAGGUGGGGGAGACUACAAGGGCAGAACUCCCCAACAAGAAGUGGCUGUCAGGCCCAAAGAGACCAUUGUGAGCAAGAGGAAGGGGUUGUCGGCCGGGGGCGGAGGAGGGGUCCUAGUGCGGCUAGGGGGCAGUGUCUGUCUUUCUCUAGAGGAGGGCAGUAGUAAGGGGAUGUACAAAGGCGCAGGUUCCUCCUCGUCCAUUGGGGGCAAGGCUAAGCUGGCCCAGGGGGGGAAGUCGUCCUCCGGGGGAUCAGGAGGGGUAGGGGGAAAACACCAAGCGGCCAAGCGGCGCACCAGCAGUGAGGACAGCUCCCUGGAGCCUGACAUGGCCGAGCUGAGCCUGGAUGAUGGCUCCAGUCUGGCGCUGGGCGCCGAGGCCAGUAACACCUUUGACUUCACACCCCCGCCACCCGAGAUGCUACCCUCACCAAGCCCGCUACUCAGAGAGCCACACAAAUACAGUGGGGGAGGGAAAGGGGCCGGAAACAUGCCCAAGGAGCGCUCCUUCGAGGUCAAACGUGUCACUCUUGCUGCCACCCUGCCUGCCACUGAGUCCCAGCCCGCCUUCCCCCUCAAGGAGAACGCCGCUGUCGUCGUGGAAGCGGCUGUUGCCUUGGAGAAGGAGGUGGAAGUAGAGAUGGAGGUGAAUGGAAAUAAGGAGGUGGCCCCCGCUGGAGACGCUCGGCUCUCCACCUCAGUCGCUGUUGUUACCGUGACUGCUGCUGCCGCCAAGCCACCGCGGGGUGGGCGCCGAGAAACUGGAGCUGGAGCCGUAGCCCUGCCCAAUCAGAGCCCAGGGGCAGGGGGAGACCCUGUUGGAGAGGAUGACUACCGGGCCUACUACCUAAAUGCAGCCUCUGAGGAGGGGGCAGAGAGAGUGCCAGAGAACAACCAUGAGGAGGAACCAGACAUCUUUGCUGGGAUCAAGCCACUGGAGCAGGAGGGCCAGAUGGAGGUGCUGUUUGCAUGUGCAGAGGCCCUCCACGCCCAUGGCUACAGCAACGAGGCCUGCAGACUGGCAGUGGAGCUGGCUGGAGACCUGCUGGCCAACCCUCCAGACCUGAAGGUGGAGCAGCCCCAGACGAAGGGUAAGAAGAGCAAGGUGUCCACCAGCAGGCAGACCCAGGUGGCCACCAACACCCUGGUCAAGACCUCCUUCCUGCUGACGGUGCUGAGCGAGAGGCUGGAGCUCCACAACCUGGCCUUCAGCACGGGCAUGUUCUCCCUGGAGCUGCAGAGGCCCCCAGCCUCCACCAAGGCCCUGGAGGUCAAGCUGGCCUACCAGGAGUCAGAGGUGGUGGCUCUGCUGAAGAAGAUCCCUCUGGGCCUGGUGGAGAUGACGUCCAUACGGGACAGGGCCGAGCAGCUCCGAGACGGGAACUUCUGUGACUACAGGCCUGUCCUGCCCCUCAUGCUGGCCAGCUUCAUAUUUGAUGUGCUGUGUACCCCAGUUUGUACAGUUGUCUCCCCCACAGGUUCCCGUCCUCCCAGCCGUAACCGGAACAACGAGAUGCCUGGAGACGAGGAGCUGGGCUUUGAGGCUGCUGUCGCAGCACUGGGUAUGAAGACCACAGUGAGCGAGGCAGAGCACCCUCUGCUGUGUGAGGGGACCAGGAGAGAGAAAGGAGACUUGGCUCUGGCUCUUAUGAUCACAUACAAGGAUGACCAGAGCAAGCUGAAAAAGAUCCUGGACAAGCUGCUGGACAGAGAGAGCCAGACCCACAAGCCCCAAACCCUGAGUUCCUUCUACUCCAGCAAGCCAGCUGCCAGCAGCCAGAGGAGCCCGUCCAAGCACGCUGCCCACAAUGCUCACGGACACGGAGGUGCCACCGGAGGGGUGUCCAAACACGCCCCAAACGCCACGGCUGCAGCUGGGUCCUCCUCUGUGCAAGUGGUGGCUGCUGGUGGGGCAGCAGGACAACUGGCGGGCAGUGGGGUGCAGAACAACGCCACACCCGGAGAGGGCGUCAGUGAGGCCAGAGAACAAGCAGAUGGCGCCCAGCCUGUGUCAUGUGACCAGCCGAGUGAGGCGGUCCCAUUCAAGCCCGAGGGCACUGUGCCUAGUCGCUUGGCGCUGGGAGGACGGGGGGCAUACAGCGGGCGCUGCUGGGGCUCUCCUGUCCGCCAGAAGAAGAAACACACAGGCAUGGCGAGUAUCGACAGCAGUGCUCCUGAGACCACCUCAGACAGCUCCCCCACCCUCAGCCGACGUCCACUCAGAGGGGGCUGGGCUGCGGCCUCCUGGGGGAGGGGCCAGGACAGUGACAGCAUCAGCAGCUCUUCCUCUGAUUCGCUGGGCUCCUCCUCAUCCAGUGGCUCUCGCAGGGCCGGAGGGGGAGCUAGGGCAAAGAGCACAGACACCAGCAGGUAUAAAGGGCGUCGUCCUGAGUGCCAUGCACCACAUGUGCCCAACCAGCCAUCGGAGGCGGCGGCUCACUUCUACUUUGAGCUGGCCAAGACGGUGCUGAUCAAGGCCGGGGGCAACAGCUCCACCUCCAUCUUCACCCAGCCCUCAGCCAGCGGGGGCCACCAGGGUCCCCACCGCAACUUGCACCUCUGUGCCUUCGAGAUUGGCCUGUACGCCCUGGGCCUGCACAACUUUGUCUCGCCCAACUGGCUAUCCAGGACCUACUCCUCCCACGUCUCCUGGAUCACAGGCCAGGCCAUGGAGAUUGGCAGUGCUGCCCUCAACAUCCUGGUGGAAUGCUGGGACGGGCACCUCACCCCUCCCGAGGUGGCAUCACUGGCAGACAGGGCAUCACGGGCGCGGGACCCCAACAUGGUUCGCGCUGCGGCCGAGCUGGCCCUGAGCUGCCUGCCCCAUGCACACGCCCUCAACCCCAAUGAGAUCCAGAGGGCCCUGGUGCAGUGCAAGGAACAGGUACAUGUCCGGUACUCUUCAGUUCUGCAGAAGACACAUCGGACUACUCAUGACAAUCUGAUGCUAGAGAAAGCCUGUAUGGCUGUAGAGGAGGCAGCCAAGGGGGGCGGUGUGUACCCUGAGGUUCUGUUUGAGGUGGCCCACCAGUGGUACUGGCUCUAUGAGCAGACAGUAGGAGGGGGCUCAGGGGCCCAGCGCGAGGGCCCGGGACGCUGCAGGGCCAACGGUGGAGCUGGGAGAAGGCCCCCGGAGACUGGUCACGGUGUGACGGACAACAGUGGCAACAUGGAGUCCUCUGGUGUUGCCACAGUUACUGCCUCUGUGACAGCAGCGGCUGUGGUGCCCGUCAUCUCUGUGGGCUCCACCAUCUACCAAUCACACGCCCUUCCUGGCUCUGCCAUGGCCCACCCCCACUCCCAGGGCCUGCAUCCCUACACUACCAUCCAGGCCCACCUGCCCACUGUCUGCACCCCCCAGUACCUGGGGCACCCGCUGCAGCAUGUCCCCCGGCCCACUGUGUUCCCCUUGUCAGGGGGUGCGUACCCACAGUGUGUAUGUGUGCCCUCCCAGGGAAUGCACCCGGCCUUUAUCGGUGCCCAGUACCCGUUCUCAGUGGCCACCGGCCCCCAUCCGCCCAUGGCAGCAACUGCGGUCACCUUCCCUGGUAUUCCCGUGCCGUCCAUGACCCAGAUCGCCGUCCACCCUUACCACACUGAGACCGGCCUGCCUCUGAGCACCACUGUAGCAGGAGCCACGACUUUUUCCUCUUUCUAUCCAGUAGGUGGCGUCCAUUCAGGCGCCACAAUCCAGGCCAUUCAGGGGUCAUCUCUUCCUGGUAUGUCUUCCCAGCCCGUCUCAUUGGUCAGCGCCCCCUUCCCGUCUGAAGACGAGCAGCAUAGCCAGCCAAUCAGCCAGCAGGGUCUUCACUACCUGCACUCAGCCUACAGAGUUGGCAUGCUGGCUUUGGAGAUGCUUGGAAGGAGGGCUCACAACGACCACCCCAAUAACUUCUCCCGCAGCCCCCCAUACACGGAGGAUGUCAAGUGGCUCCUGGGCCUGGCUGCACGGCUAGGUGUGAACUACGUGUACCAGUUCUGUGUGGGUGCGGCUAAGGGUGUGCUCAGCCCCUUCGUCCUUCAGGAGAUCAUCAUGGAGGCUCUCCAGAGACUCAACCCCGCCCACAUCCAUGCCCACCUCCGCACGCCCGCCUUCCAUCAGCUUGUGCAGCGCUGCCAGCAGGCCUAUCUACAGUAUAUCCACCACCGGCUGAUCCACCUGACCCCGGCCGACUACGACGACUUUGUCAACAUCAUCCGCAGUGCCCGCGGGGCCUUCUGUUUGACCCCUGUGGGAAUGAUGCAGUUCAACGACGUGCUUCAGAACCUGAAGAGGGGCAAGCAGACCAAGGAGCUGUGGCAGCGCAUCUCUCUGGAGAUGGCCACCUUCUCCCCAUGACUGUGAGGGCAGUGGGAGUGGGAGAGGAACGACGCUCCCACCCCACAAACCCACAGCCCUGUCGAGCUCUGGCUCUCUCCAUCGACAUUUGGCUCUGCCUCGAAUGCUCUCCCCAUCCGCCUCCCUGGCCUCUCCUUCACCUGACCUGACGUCAACCCUCCUUGUGUACCUUGAUGUACAUACCCUACACAGCACACAGGCAGCACAAUCAACCUCCAUUCCCCACCCUUUUAGAUGUCAUAACUGUGUGAGACGCAGAGCUUUGUGGAAAGCUGAAAGGGAAUCAGCUUAUGUUGUGUUCUGUUUCUGUUCGUGACUGAAUUGCGUUUCCCAUUGUCAUGAUUCAUGUCUCUGUGUAACUUCCUGUAACAUAUAUUCCCCCUCAUCCUCCCAACUUUCCUUCCAGAAGCAGUCACGAAGGAGUACUUUUUGGUUGCUUGGGGCAUAUAAGUUGUCAUUUAUUUUGUUGUUGGUUGGUUAUUUUAUUGAAACCACUGAGUAAGUCAGAUUCAUACUGCAACAUUCCACUGUCCUGGGGGGAGUUAGCCUCCACCAGUCACUACGGAUCUGAAUUUUGGGUAUUCUGACAGUGUUUAAACAAGAAAGUUAAAAAAAAUUGACAAAAAACAGUUUGUUGAAAUAAUAAAAUGAAAAGAAAUGUAAUAUGAAAAUAGUAACCUGAGUACGGGUCAGGAUUCUUUUAGUGUUUUGUUUUAUCUUUUUGAUAUUUUGAAUGAUGUGUAUGCAGAGAGGAAUUUUGAGAAUGAGAGAGUGUAACGUGAGUGUUGUGUGGGUUCCCUUUUCCGAUUCAGCGGUUUGAGGUUUUGGGUCUGGGAACACGGGUGUCUGGCUGGACCAUACUCAUUGGCCCUUUUUGAGUGGGUCAAGAGUGCAAGUGGAUGGCCUUUUGCAAAUCUCAAGUACAAUCAUCCAAUCAAAUAUCAGGAUCACAUAAAGGAUGAGUGGACAUGCUAUUUACAUGCCCUACACAUCUAGAAUCAUAAAAGUGCUAUGCUCAGAAAGGCUUAUAUGCAGACUGGGUUUCCAGGUUACAUCCAUCAGCUGUUACUGUGGAAUUCAUGUCCACUGUCCAUUGAUGUUCUAUAGGGGACGUUGCCAGAUCCCUGUGUUCCAAACCUGCACCUCCAACCCUGCUCUGGAGCUCACGGGUGAUGUGACUUAGUAGAAAAUGUACUGUGAUAUUUUUGUAUUCCUCAGUGUAGCUUGGUUGGGGAAAAAAAAAAGUAUAUAUAUAAAUUGUGCUGAUUGCAAGAGGUUGUAAUUUAGAAUAAAAGAAAAAAGGACAUAAAGCAAUACUGAAAUGUAGAGUUUACUUAAUAAAGGUUAUUCAAAACACA
Oncorhynchus mykiss (rainbow trout) is the source of this 9047-nucleotide messenger RNA. The record is from RefSeq and is a predicted model, not a curated record. NCBI's taxonomy places the organism in Eukaryota, Metazoa, Chordata, Actinopteri, Salmoniformes, Salmonidae.